ACGCUGCGGCCACCGCCGGCGUUCCCACUCCCGGCUAGGCCCCGGCUGCAAACCGCAGCCGGGGCCGCGGGAGGAUGCGGCGGCUGGUGCGGGUGGCGUUGCUGUGCCUGGGCUGCGGUUUGUGCUCGUUGCUCUACGCCUUCAGCCAACUCGCUCUGUCGCUCGAGCAAGAGGCGCCCCGACGCCAGGGGGACUCCGCCUUUCCCGUCAGGAGGCAGCUGAGUGGCGGCGGCGGCGGCGGCGGCGACGUGGUGGUCGGUGGCUGGAGGGCCGUGGCGGGAAGCGCAGGCCGCAGCGAACGAAAGCAGCUGCUGUUGAUGCCAGAAAGGUGUAAGCAUGUGUCUGUAUCUUACUGGAAUUCCUAUUGGAUGCUGCCCUCUGAUGUUUGUGGAAAGAACUGCUUUUGGGAAGCUGCUCGUAGAUAUGAUUUUCUGAAAAUGCCUUCUGAGAAGAUGCACUUGGCAGUGGUAGCCUGCGGUGAAAGAUUGGAGGAGACUGUUACUAUGUUGAAAUCAGCUAUUAUUUUCAGCAUCAAACCUCUACAAUUUCAUAUUUUUGCAGAAGACCCAUUACACAGUGAUUUUAAAGGAAAGCUUAAUAGUUUGGGUUAUCAAGAAAAAUUUAAUUAUACUUUAUACCCCAUCACAUUUCCAACUGAGAAUGCAGCAGAAUGGAAGAAACUGUUCAAGCCCUGUGCUUCUCAAAGGCUUUUCUUGCCAUUAAUCCUUAGUGAUGUGGACUCUCUUUUGUAUGUUGACACCGACAUCUUGUUCUUAAGACCUGUUGAUGAUAUUUGGUCUUUCCUGAAAAAAUUUAAUUCUACUCAAAUUGCUGCAAUGGCACCAGAACACGAAGAGCCUCGUAUUGGAUGGUAUAAUCGCUUUGCUAGGCACCCAUAUUAUGGAAAAACUGGAAUAAAUUCUGGAGUAAUGUUAAUGAAUAUGACCCGCAUAAGAAGAAAGUAUUUCAAGAAUGAUAUGACAACAGUACGAUUACGGUGGGAAGAAAUUCUCAUGCCAUUGCUGAAAAAAUACAAAUUGAAUAUAACGUGGGGUGAUCAGGAUCUUCUGAACAUUAUGUUUUUUCAUAAUCCAGAAAGCCUUUUUGUUUUUCCUUGCCAAUGGAACUAUCGCCCAGACCACUGUAUUUAUGGAAGCAAUUGCCAGGAGGCUGAAAAGGAAGGAAUAUUCAUCCUUCAUGGAAAUAGAGGUGUUUACCAUGAUGAUAAACAACCAGCUUUUCGAGCUUUGUAUGAUGUAAUAAAAAAUUAUUCAUUCGGUGAUGACCUGGUACAUGCCUUGCUGCUACCCCUUGAACUGGAACUACAAAAGACACAGCAUACUUACUGUGGAAGAAUAUACAAAGUGUUCAUAAAACAGCUAACAAAAAGCAUAAGGGAUAUUUAUGAUAGAAGAUCUAAGGGGAGGUGAUCAUUACCGGCUUUCCAAACUUCUGAAUUAAACAAGUCAGAUAUGGGAGUAUAUAUGAUGCCUGUAGGAUAUUCAUGAAAGAAAUGACAUAUUUUCCGAAUCGGUUCUUUCUUAUAUUCCCAGAUGUAUCUCCCAGUGUGGACAAAAUGAAGAUGCUGUUCAUCUUGAAGAUUUUUUUUGCAGGAAAAAAGCAUGCUGCCAAGAAUGUUUGAAGUUCAGUUAGUGCACAUUUUCAUUACAGUGAAUAAGUAUUACUGAGUUUUGUAUUCAGGUUUAUUUUACAUAAUUCAGUUGCUUUAAAACCUCAAAUGAGUCAGAUAAAAAUGAAGGUCUUUAUACUUCAGGUAUGACAGUAUAUGUUGUCGUACCUAAUUUUAAAUUCUGCUAAACUGUGAAUGUAGCAAUAAUGGAGUCAGCACUAACCUCACUUUAAAAAUGUGAGAAUAAGAUGUUUACAAAGCUCAAAAGUUAUUCUAUUUUCAAAGGAAUGUGAUGUGACUGAUGACAAUCUAUAUGUGCCUUUCUUUUCAUCUCUUUAUAUUUUAAAAUAUUUUGACAAUCAUGUUUUACAUAUAUAUUAGCUGUAAACUGCACAUGGUAGACACGGGACUUCCGUUCUAAACAGGAAUACCUAGUGGAAAUAGACCUAGUUUUAUAUCUGUGGCUCAUGGUAUAUUGCUGUUAUAAUA
Molecule: messenger RNA, 2119 nt
Organism: Elgaria multicarinata webbii
Lineage: Eukaryota; Metazoa; Chordata; Lepidosauria; Squamata; Anguidae
Gene: GXYLT1
Product: glucoside xylosyltransferase 1
Exons: 8
Coding region: 75-1430 (451 amino acids)
Biological process (GO): protein O-linked glycosylation via N-acetylgalactosamine
Molecular function (GO): UDP-xylosyltransferase activity
Source: RefSeq, a predicted model, not a curated record